AUGGCACCAGCUCGCAGCUGCCUCCUGAGCAACCCUGGAAAUAACCACCUUUGCGAGUCUCUUCACACUCAGGUUGACUUGCAGCGCCAGUGGAUUUCCCAGAUUGUGGAAGAGGUGCAGAAGGUUGUCCACCACCUGACCACAGAAAUCAGCCGCCAAGACAUACGAUUUCAAGCCGUCCCUUACUCUGACACAUACAGUGAGAACAUUAAGGUUUUGGCCCCCAGCCAGUUCCUCAUCACAGUCCCAGUGAAAGGUCUGGCCCGGGAGUGGCGCUGGCGGCACUACACCCUGCAGGGUGCCAGGCUCUCCUACCCCCUGAGGGACCCCAAGGGCCUGCAGCAGUGGCUGCAGGUGGAGCAGUUUAUGAGGAGCCUAUGGCAGUGGCACCAGGCAGACGUGAACAUCAAGGGGGAUAUUGUGCCCACUAAGGUCCUCCACGUGUUCCAGAAGCUGGUUGAUGAUGUGAUUGGAAUCUGUCACCUCUCGGUCGUUCGGGUUUGCCUUGCUGGCUGUUACAGUUACCACUGGCAGCUGAGCUUCCUGCGGGCCGAGCAGGUGCUGCUGGAGCAGCUGGAUGAGGACGGGGGCUGCCGCAGGAGAUGUUUUCAGGCCAUGAGGCAGAUGAAGGAGGAUGUCUGGUGUCCAGGGAAGAGGCCUGUUAUCACAUCCCACCAUCUGCAGACAGUGCUCUUUUGGACUUGUGAGAAAUAUCCCCGCUUGAAGGACUGGCAGAUCUUCAACAAAGCAUUCCUGUGCCUGGUGAGGAAGCUGCACAAAUGUGUGAGCCAGCACUUUCUGAAACACUAUUUCGUGCGAAAGAGCAACCUCCUCCCAUAUGCCAACUCAGAUGCCAGGAUCCUGCCUAGGAGAAAAGCAACAUGCAGCAGGGGAAAUUACAUCCACACAGUGAUAUUUAAGGGAGGAAAACUGUGCUUCAAGAUGUCUGAAUCAGGCCUCCCUGGAACCAAGCAAGCAUCUCUAGCUACCUCUUUUGGGGACGGCUCUCAUCAAGCCCCUGCAAGCCAUAGAUUCUGAACCGAUGACAGCUCUGAAUUUAUUUUCCUUUGCUCAGGCUCUUGAUUGUUUGAAUGGGAGGUUGGAGACAAGAACCCCUUGAACAAACAGUAAAAUGGACAAGGGCUUACCUGAUAGGGAUGACUCCCAAAACAGAUAAAUAGACAGGAUUAUUACAAAUUGUAGCAAGUGCUCUGAAGGAACAGAAUACUGAAAUAGAGCCACAGAUCCUUGAAGGCUGAAAAUGCAAGCAGCUGAAGGGGAAGGAAAAGGGGCCAAGGGCAGACUUGGAGGGGCUGGCAUGAGUCAGAUCACUUGGCUUUGUAAAGCUGGUAAGGAAUUUGCAUUUUAUUCUAAAAUCAAACGUGUGACAUUUGGCCUCUUCUGGAGCAGAAGGGUAUCAUGAUCUGAUUUGCAUUUUAAGUGCCUGUUCUAGUGGCUGCAUAAAAGGGGCUUGGGGAUCCACCUAAGAGCAUGAAGGCCCUUUUGGGCUCAUGCAUUUUGAAUUUCACUGGGACCUCAGUGCCAUACACCCAGUGCAGUAUAUUAGCCAGGAAUUCUAGAUUUCUUAGGGAGAUCAAUAGUUUAUUCUGGCACUUACUUAUGCUUCUCAACUCAAAGGAAUCCUUUAUUAGAACAUGUUCCCCCAAAACAUAACAGUGAAAUUCCCAAAAGCAUGAACUGAUUUUUUUUUUUCAAGAAAAGUCACAUUUAAAAAUAAAAACAAUUACUUUUUCAAAAAUACUGUAACCACAUGGAUGGAGUCCCUGGUCUGUCACAUAGGAAAUCAUCAUUUCAAAAUGUUGGGAAAAACAUCCUUCCAAACAUACAGUAAAUUUAUAAUUUUUGAAAACAUGAAAUGAUAAGCAAACCAGUGUUUUGUUAAGUCAUCAAGCUUGCAUUCAAAUUGUCAUAUUCUUGGAUUUUGAGAAAAAUCAUUUUUAAGAAGGUGGUAGAUACAUAAGCGUUAUUUUUUUUUAAUGAUGAAACAGCUGAAGCGAGUUUUAAAACAGAUGUACAGUCACGGAAUGCCAAAAAUAGUGAAAGCUGACUGCACCGUUGAUUUGAAAUGUGUGUAUGUAUAUGAGAGGAGUGAGACUGACACACUCCACAGUCUGAUUCCCAGUAAAUUCUUCCCACCAUUCCCUGUAGAGCUGUGGCUUUCAGGGAAGUGGGGCCACCUGCCAGAUGGCCGAGUGUUCCUACUUGCUGGCCAGCAGAGGGCAGUGAGAGACUGCGUGUCAGAAGAGCCAGGGUCUCACCCACACUCCUCAGAGCCCAGCAGGUGUCACCCUCCUCGGACCUUAACUUCAACAGGGAACCAGGGACAGUGGGUUUCAGCUGACGUUAAACUGUUGACUUUUCCUGCCAUUUUGGCUAACCAUCACAGUCUUUCUGCCUAACGCUCAGAUUUAAAAAGGGAGCCCAUGAAAGGAUAGUUCAUCCAUUCUAUUUCCCGAGACAGAUUCCACAGCUCUGAAAAACCUGGUAAUGUUGCUCCUUUGUUCUGAUUGGCUUUUUGGUUUUUCCUCUUCUCCAUUCAUCUCCAGUCUUCCAGGCACAGGACUGUUUCAUGGUGGGAUGGCUGGUGCUCAGCUGCCACCUGGGGUGACUGCAUUUGCACCCCAGCUCUGACACUAACUGCAGGCCUGCAGGGUGUUCACCCUCUCUCCAUCUCCAUUUUCUUGUGGGCAUUGUGGUGGGCUGAAUUGUGCCCCCACAAAAUUCAUACUUUGAAGCCCUCACCCCCAGUACCUCAGAAUGUGACUGUUUUUGGAGAUAGUGCCCUUAAAGAGGUAAUUAAGUUAAAAUGCAGCCAUUAGGGAACUGCCUUCCCUAAUCAGAUAGACUGAUGAUGUUCUUAGAAGAGGAAGACACCAUGGUCAAGGGUGCAAAGAGAAGAGGCUGUCUGCAAGCCCAGGAGAGAGGCCUCAGCAGAAACCAAUACGGUGGGCACCUUGAUCUUGGCCUUUCAGCCUCCCAAACUGUAAGAAAAUAUUUCUCUGUUGUUUAAGCCAUGUAGUCUGUGGUAUUUUGUUACGGCCUCCCUGGAAAACUUACACAGGCAUCAUAAGAGCAUAUAUACCUCACCACUUUGGUUAAGGGAAUAAAUGGAAUAAUGGAUAUAAAAACUCUUCACUUACUACCUGCCAUGGAGUAACUGUUGAAUAAAUGUUUGACAUUUUAGCCUCCUGCUUCUCAUGGCCAUUCCUCUGCCUCUGCUAUUUCUGAUAACUAUCCCCAUAUAUAAGUAAAGAAAUUUAAAACUGUUACAAGGAGAACAUGUAUAAUAUCGUACCAUAAACCUAAUAAAGCUGUAUUUUCCUUUGUCCCUCUUGCUAAAAUA
Messenger RNA from Manis pentadactyla (Chinese pangolin), 3364 nucleotides. RefSeq names its product protein mab-21-like 3. The coding region runs from base 1 to 1038 and encodes 345 amino acids. The record is from RefSeq and is a predicted model, not a curated record. The transcript has 6 exons. Lineage: Eukaryota; Metazoa; Chordata; Mammalia; Pholidota; Manidae.